AUGGCACCAACUCUCCCUUCCAACCCAACCCUCCAUCUGACCCCCGAACCUCUCACCCCAGAGUCCUUCGCCCCAUUCGGCACCGCCAUCGUCUCGCCUCUUCCCCGCCAUCUCUCCGCAGCACCAGCAGACCUCUCCUCUCUCCCGCCUCACCACCCUGCCCCAGAACUUGCCAACCAGUCCUCCGCCCUAAAAUACAGCCCCGUGUCUCCGCUCCUCGACCAAUAUGCCGGUGCUUGCCCCAGCGGCCGCGCCGCCUCCGCCCGCAUGAGCAUGUUCUGCUGCUUUCCGAGACAGCUUCGGACGAUUGAUUCUGCCCCGCAUGGGGCGAGGUUGCAAUCGCAAUCGCAAAAAACGCCCGUGUUCGACGUCCGCAUCCUUGAACGUCACCCCUUCACGACGCAGACCUUCAUUCCUAUCGAUCUGUCCAGCCAGGCCAGCACCAGAUCUAGUGCUGAAGGACCCCUGUGGCGGGCAGAUGACAACAAAGAAGAAGAAGAACCGUACUACCUCGUCAUCGUAGCCCCUACGCUCAAGGGCCAGACCAUCACGGCGACGACAGACUCCGGCUCCACGACGAUCCGCGACCCGCCGGAUCUGCAGAACUUGAGGGCGUUUGUGGCGCGUGGCGGACAGGCCGUUACGUAUGGGGCUGGGACGUGGCAUGCGCCGAUGGUGGUGGUGGGGAAGCGGAGGGUGGAUUUUUUGGUGGCGCAGUUUGUGAACGGCGUUGGGGAUGAGGAUUGUCAGGAAGCGGCGUUUGGGGAGGGCGUGGUGGUGGAGUUAAAAUGGGAUGCGGUGUUAGGGUCUUUGAGGGGUGGGGUGGUUAAGGCGAAGCUCUAA
Messenger RNA from Aspergillus affinis, 843 nucleotides. RefSeq names its product ureidoglycolate hydrolase. The coding region runs from base 1 to 843 and encodes 280 amino acids. Gene Ontology annotation, molecular function: ureidoglycolate lyase activity; ureidoglycolate hydrolase activity. The record is from RefSeq and is a predicted model, not a curated record. Lineage: Eukaryota; Fungi; Ascomycota; Eurotiomycetes; Eurotiales; Aspergillaceae. The transcript has a single exon. Gene Ontology annotation, biological process: allantoin catabolic process.